This is a messenger RNA of Girardinichthys multiradiatus, 4169 nucleotides long. RefSeq names its product low-density lipoprotein receptor related-protein 13 (gene lrp13a). Lineage: Eukaryota; Metazoa; Chordata; Actinopteri; Cyprinodontiformes; Goodeidae. Gene Ontology annotation, molecular function: calcium ion binding; protein binding. The coding region runs from base 50 to 4132 and encodes 1360 amino acids. The transcript is spliced from 21 exons. The record is from RefSeq and is a predicted model, not a curated record.
CUCAGGUGUUCAAUUAGGCUCAAUUGGCCUCCCCUGGUGCCCUUAAAAGAUGCCACACCCCAACAUGUCUUGGCACAUGGUUUGUUUUGAUCUGCCUUUGGCAAUGGGUGGUUGGUUAUGGCUUUGUGUGGUUUUAUUGACAGUAUACUUGCAAGUUGGAAGUGGUCUUAAUCGUUGCAAAGUGGGCUAUAGUCUGUGCAAGGAUGGCUUAGAAUGUAUCCCCUUCAGCCAUGUGUGUGAUGGAGAGGAGGACUGCAAGGAUGGUUCUGAUGAAGAGGCCUGUGAUUUGGGAUGCAGUGCUGAUCAGUUCCAGUGUGCUCAUGGUAAGAAGUGUCUAGACAAGGACCAGGUAUGUGAUGGUGUACUUCAGUGUCAGGACCUCUCGGAUGAACAAAAUUGCCAGGAACACUCUGAAGACUGUGCUCACCACUGUGAUGACAAGAGCCCCUGCCUGCCUGCAAGCUUCAUCUGUGAUGGCGAAAAGGACUGUCAGGAUGGCACUGAUGAGGCAAACUGUGAGGACCAAGAGGAAGUGGGGACAAAAGCAGGUCCUGCACAGGCUUCUUCUGGUCAGUCUCGUCCCAUCAGGUGUGGUUUGGGCUCACAGAUGUGCAAAGACAAAUCAGACUGUGUCCAUUACAAUCAUGUCUGUGAUGGGGAACAAGACUGUAGAGAUGGUUCAGAUGAGGAAGAUUGCUUGUCACAAUGUGGAAAUGACCAAUUUCAGUGUGCCCAUGGAAGAAAGUGUAUAGAGAAAAGCAAAGUGUGUGACAGUGUGCCACAAUGUCAGGACCACUCUGAUGAAAUUGGAUGUGCCAAGCGCAUGGAGGGCUGUGCUCACUUGUGUGACGAAAACAGCCGCUGCAUCCCCAGCAGUUUUCUGUGUGAUGGAGAGCAGGACUGUAGUGAUGGCAGUGAUGAGGCCACCUGUGCUGAUAUUCUGUGCAGCUCUACAGAGUUUAAGUGCCUCAGUGCCCAGUGUGUUUUGGCUUCAAUGCGUUGUGAUGGUCACCCUGACUGCUGGGACCGCUCUGAUGAGGAAGACUGCACCAAACCACCAGUCUGCACAACCAAACACCGCUGUCCCCAGAGCAAGGAGUGCCUGGUGCAGGAGUGGCUCUGUGAUGGAGACCAGGACUGCAAAGAUGGCUCAGAUGAAAAGGAUUGCCCUGUGGCUCCAGUCAGCUGUGGUGACUUCCAGUGGCUCUGUAAAUCAAAGACUUUAUGUAUUCCUGCAGUCUGGAGAUGUGAUGCCAUGAAGGACUGUGAUGACGGUAGUGAUGAGGCUGAAUGUGGGAGAGUGGCAUGCCCCCCUCAUGAGUUCCAGUGUGGCAGCCAGGAGUGUGUGGAUCCAGUUCUGGUAUGCAAUGGUGUUACCAACUGUGCAGAUGGUUCAGAUGAGGGGCUUGGCUGCCAGAUGACCUGCAUGGAGGCUGACAACCGCUGCUCACAGGGCUGCUACAGCACACCCCAGGGACCACACUGUCUGUGUACAGCAGGGUACAGGCUUCUGGAGGAUGGGCAGACAUGUGCUGAUGUAGAUGAGUGUGAAGGCCAGGCUCAAAGUGUGUGCAGUCAUCUUUGUCUCAAUACACCUGGGUCCUACCAGUGCGAGUGCCAUCCAGGCUUUAUAAUGGAGGCAGAUGAUUACCAAUGCAAAAUAACAGGUGAACCAUUCCUGUUGACAUCAGUCCAAACAGAGUUGUAUAUGUAUGGUUUGCGCAGUAGAAGCCUAGAUAUGUUGUCAUCAUCUGCCAAAAAGGCCAUCUUUUCUAUGGACUAUGACUGGAGGGACCAGAAAGUCUACUGGGUUGGUGUGGACACAGAAACUAUCCGGUGGUCUUCUAUGGACCAGAAGACUACAGGAAUUCUGACUAAAGGUGUCCGAGCAGACUCUGUAGCUGUGGACUGGCUUGGAAGGAACCUCUAUUGGAUAGAUGGUGUGAAUAGUCAGAUUGUUGCCAUCAGACUUGUGAAAGCUACUGUCAAGUCAUUGGACCAAAGCAUCAUCUUAGAUGAAGACUUGGAUCAGCCUCGCUCUCUGGCCCUGCUACCACAAAAAGGGCUGAUGUUUUGGACAGAAAUUGGUAACCCAGUGAAGAUUGAGUGUGCUGGAAUGGAUGGGUCUGGGAAGAGGGCAGUGGUAAACUCCAGCUUGGGCUGGCCAGGUGGAAUUGCAGUGGAUAUCCUUUCAGAAAGGAUUUUCUGGACGGAUGAGAAACUGGGUGCAAUUGGUUCUUCCACACUAGAUGGUAACAAUAUAAAGAUUCUCCAGAUGAGGGAGACAACAAAUCCAUUUUCUGUGGCUGUAUUCAAUGACAUGCUUUACUGGUCUGAUGCCAAGAAGAGAGUAGUGCAAGCUGCUAAUAAACUCUCUGGUAAGAACCGGCAAGUUAUCCUGAAGAGACCUGGACAACCGUUUGCUGUUAAGAUUAUCCACCCAAUAAUCCAGAUGGAUACGGAGAGCCCCUGCAAGAAGAUGGCCUGUUCACAUAUGUGUGUGUUGGCACCAAGACGCAAAGCUGUGUGCAAGUGUCCCUCUGGUCUGUCUCUGGCUGAAGAUGGUCUGACCUGUUCCAGCCUAGUCACAUCAACAUUCCUGCUGCUAUUGUCACAACAAACUGUCACAAAGAUCUACUUGCAGGCCCAACAAGCAACAGGGCUAAAAGGAUGGCCAGAGCAUUUUGCAUUGCAGAUCCCCAGUGUCAGUGAAGCAAAGAUCAUGGACUAUAGCAUGCAUGAACACACACUCAUCUUGUUGGAUGACAGCACAACUUCGGUCAACUCCUUCAAGCUGAAGGACUCUAUCUUGGUUGCUCAAGGCCAGCUUCUCAAACUACUAGAUGACCAAAUCACUGCCAUGGCUCUUGACUGGGUAACCCUUAAUGUGUACUGGAGCAGCAACAAGCAGUCCCGGCUGCACGUCACCUCCAAAACUGGCGCAUACACAGCAAUUCUCAUAAAAGAAGGGAUUACUGGAGUGGGUUCUAUUGCCCUUCAUCCUCAAAGUGGCAGAGUUUGUUUUACAAAUCUAGAUCUAAAAGAUGUUGGCAGUAAAGCUGUGCUAGAAUGUGCUCACAUGGAUGGUGGUGAGCACAAAGUUGUGUGGAAGGAAGCGGUCCAGCCAGCAUCUCUAGUCUUUUCCAGUAAUGGGGAUACAAUCUAUUGGGCUAACACAGGAACCGGAACAAUCAGUUCUGUCAAGGCUGACGGAUCUGGAUACAAAGAAUUGGAGGCUGGUGAUGGGCUGACUGCUGUGGCUCUUGGUGAAGACAUGCCAAUCUGGAUGACUGUCGGUGGUAAUAAGGACAUGACAAGACUCUGGUACAGAGAAAAUCAGCAGCAAAAGCUAUGGUUUGAGGUUGGCACAAAAGUAGCUGGCUUGAAAGCCUUCAGCAAGUCUACACAGUCAGGUUCAAACCAGUGUGCAGAAAACAACGGCAAUUGUCAGCACCUGUGCCUUGCCACCCCAACAGGACGGACAUGCAAAUGUGCCCAUGACUUCAUUACAAAAGACACAAACUGCAGCCCAAAUCAAAGCUGCUCACCUGACAGAAGACUAUGUCUGGACCAAACCUGCCUGCCAGCUGAGAAAUUCUGUGAUGGUUAUGCUGACUGCUCUGAUCACUCAGAUGAAAACUGUGCUGGUGUCAGGAAUGGGUCAGGAACCAAGGUCUCUACUCAAAGUCCUCAGAGCACCUCAUCUCCUCGCGCGAUCUCCCCAGGGACAGCUGUGGGAAACGCCCCAGUUGCUGGCAGUGAGCUCAUGAACUUGGAAGCUUCACAGUGCAGCCAAAACCAUUGCAGUGGGAACGGGCACUGUUUGGAAAUCGGCGGGGUCACUACAUGCAAAUGUUCAGAGGGCUACAGUGGGUCUUCCUGUAAAGACCAAGCAGUGAAAACCAUGCAGGGCCCCAUUAUUUAUGGUGCAGUUGGUAUCUGUGGCAUAAUUGUUGUCAUUGCUGUGAUAGCAGUGGUCCUUAAAAAAAAUACUGCCUCAAGGAGAGGAAGCCCAGAUGCAACAGUUGAAACAAACAUGUCUGACCUGGAGAAAGUUGAAACUACACCCAGAACACAAAAUGCCCAGGCAGCUUCAGAGAAGCAAGAGGAACCAGUAUCUUCUGUGGAUUAAUUCUGACAAACAUUUUAAUAAAGAGUUUGCAAUUUCA